Molecule: messenger RNA, 5838 nt
Organism: Oryzias melastigma (Indian medaka)
Lineage: Eukaryota; Metazoa; Chordata; Actinopteri; Beloniformes; Adrianichthyidae
Gene: plekhg4b
Exons: 24
Coding region: 349-5532 (1727 amino acids)
Molecular function (GO): guanyl-nucleotide exchange factor activity
Source: RefSeq, a predicted model, not a curated record
GAGGUGGGGGGGUGCAGGUUUAGCAGCAGCGACUGUGUUUUGUGACAGCCUGCAGUUGCAGCGGCGUGCAUUUAUCCAGAGCGAAGCAGGGCGGGGGAAGUUAUGCAGGAGGAAGGGAGGGCGAGAGCCGGGGAAUCCAGCGCUCUGCCUCUCUCACGCUCUGGAGUUUAGUCUGCUCCAGCUGCCGACACUACAGCACCCAGAGGGGUUCACCAGGGGUGAGACAUGGUGCUGAACCUGUUGUUGUCACAGCGAUGACUCGCAUCCCUCAAACUUCGGACUCCCGUUUAGAGUGGAUGACGCCCUAUUUGUUGUUGAAGCUUUGGAUUUCCUCCGUCGUGGGUCAAAAUGCACUCCAGGGCAAAGUCUCGCAGUUUUGACAACUACCUGAGUAUCAAGGACGCCGAGACUUUGGACAAGUGCAUCCAGGGCACCUUGUCCGCUCUGUACCGACCCUUCAGUGCCACUGCGUCAACCGUCCUCUGGCAGCUCUUCAGCGUGGUGGAGAGGCAGUACCGGGGGGACGGCCUCCGCUGCUUCAUCGACUUCUUGCUUCCUGCAAAGAGAAUCCUGCAGAUCAUCCACAGAGAGACCUGUCUGAGGUUCAGAGGCCUGCUGCUCUAUGAUGAGGGGUGGCCACUCUGCUUACACGAAAAGGUCAUCCUGCAGCUUGCUCCUCUGCACAAAGUCAGACUAAAGCAAGGAGAUUUCUAUUUACAAAUAGUUCCUCUCGGCCGCAAGGCUGCAAAGCUGGUGAUCAAAUGUCUGUCGGCCAGUGGGCAGGCCGUUGCGGAGAUCCCCAUUUUGGAGGGCAUGUACGGAAGUGUUUUCACGGCUGAGUUUCUGCAGAAUGUAACGCGCGACCGCAACCUGCACCCGCUACAGAACUGUCUGCUCACUACUGGUACGGCUGUGUACAGGACAGCUUGGACAAACGUGGUGAACCCGCUGUUUGUCAGCAGCACGGCAGACGCCAUCAUGCAAGCCCGCUGCAGCGGGGACGGCUUUCGCGGCCAUCUCAGCACCUGCAGCACCAGCGGAUCCACCGGGACUCUGGACAGCCAUCGCAGCUCCAGAGAGUCCCUGAUCUCUCAGGGAGCCGACUCCAUCUUCUCUGAACCCAGCUCGCCAAACAGACCCCGCAAGGACUCCAGCACUGAGAUCCAGAACAUCAGCAGGGAAGAUUCUGCCACAACCGUUAACAAAACCGUCAGCUCUCCAGAGGACUGUGCUGAAGCACUGGGGGAUGAGGACGACAGGGAAAAAGGGCAAGGAUCCAAGAUGCUCUCUUUCAGCACAGACCUUAGUAACCCAGGCCCUCGGCGCCGCAUACCGAGAGACUCCGUUACCUUCGAGAGCAGGCGACUUUUCAGGAAAUCUUACAUGGAGGCUUUGCAAAACCCCAUGACCCUCGGCUCCAGCUCCGAAUCCAUCCUGGAGGAAAGCUCAGAGCCCAACACAGGCCUGAGAGAGAGAACAGUCACACCAGGAAGCAGCCCCGACACGCGCACUUCUCCCAGAGAACACCGUUCUCGGAAGGUUAGCAGCCGGAGCUGGCUCGGCGGAGACGACUCCAGGCCCAGCACGCCUCUGUUUUACCUGCAGAGGGGCCUGAGGAGCGCUGAGAGGCGAGCAGACCGGCGCUCCAAGUCGCUGGAGAGGACUAACAAAGCAGGCCAGAGUAAAGGUCACAGAGAGCGAUCCUCUUCAGGAGGCUCAACCAGCAUCUCCCCCAAAAAGCUGAUGAAUGGCUACACCCUUCGAUUUGGGAAGCUGGAUGUGGAAGCCGUGUUUCCAGGAAACGACAGGCGAAGCAGCAAAGAGGAGACAGCUGCAGGACAGCGGGAUGACAACAUUGAAAACAGGCAGAACAAAACCACCGUGGAGGAACUGGACGCUCCCAAAGCUGCCAAUGGGUUAAACACGAGCGAGAGCUCUUCCUGCGACUAUAACUCAGCAUUUCCCAAACUGGUGUCAGAGGUCAACCAAGAGCUGCUUACAUCUGGAGCUGUGAUCUUGCCUGGAAACAGGGAUCGCAGCGGCAGAGCUGUGCUGCAGGUGUGCACCAGGUCUCAGGUCUGGACAGGAGAGACGUGCACAGUCAAGGAGCUAACCUGUUUACUAGGAUACUACCACUCAACCCUGCAGAAAGAGAAGCGUGAUAAAGGCCUAACUGCUGUGAUAGACGGCAGACGGCAGCAGCCUGUUCCCGCUCUGUUGUCAUCCCUGUCUGAAUUUCAGGUUUUAGUACCAAAUGCACUUUAUUCCGUUGUGUUCCUGGUGGACAAGGAGGCAUCGGUCAAACUUGAUCGAGACGUCGGUGUACAGACUGAGACAGUCUCCUCGCUGAAAGCCCUGCAGAAGCACAUUGACCCAACCCAGCUCACCCGAGACCUGGAGGGCACCUUCCACUACGAACACCACCACUGGAUCAACUUCAGACAGAAAAUCGAACAGUUUGCCAGCAGCUGCAGUGCAGCCAUCUCCUCCCUUCAGGAGUCCAUUAGUCUGCUGUGUGCCUCUAGCAACCCUGAGACCUCGAAGGACGUGUCGGAGGUGUUGGAGCAGCAGAGGCAGCUCAUGAAGUGCGUGCUGGACGACGCUCGCCUGAACAGGCUGCGCCUGGAAGGAGGAACCGUGCUCGCCCGCAUCAGGAAGGAAGAGGCCUGUGAGAAUGAGAGCUACAGGGACGCCGUGGACGUGUUGAGCACGCUCUAUAACCAAGUGGACGAGGAGGUUCACAAGCUUGUGAUUCUGUCCAACAAGUCGCAGAAAGAGUUGGAGAGCCUGUUGGAGGUGCGCAAGUUUGAGGAGCAAACGCAGCAGAUCAAACACUGGUUUAGCUUAGCAGGAGAGGAGCUGCUCACACCUCUGGAGUGGACAAAUAUUUCUUUGAGCAAAAUUAAAGAGAUGAGGGAGAAGCUGGACCACUUUCUGGAGGAGUCUGUGCACCAGCAGAGGCACGGCUUGCAGUUGGUGAAGAAUUCACCUGAAUCCCUUCCAGACUCGGUUCUAAUGGACUUCAAACAACAGCUGGGUACCACAUUGAGCAGAGCGGAGCAACGGAAAGCCAUGCUGGAAAUCCUAACAAACCUGUACGAGUUCUACGACUCGGCGAACCAAUGGAUGGAUCACUGCCAGGACUUUUUCCUUCAGAUGGAUUCUUCUGAACGGGGAGUUUCCUCAUCUGUGGUGCAGAUUUUGCAGGAUUACUGCAAGGAGGCAUCCAAGUUCUCUGAGGACAACUUCAGCGCGCUCAACAGCAUGGUGCUCUCGCUGGAGAGUCCUCAGCAGCUGCAGCUGUGGAGCUCCGUGUGGCACAGGUGUCAGCAGACCAAACAGCAGCUGGAGGAGUCGUUGGCUCGAGCCGUGAAGUCGGAUCAAAGCUCUGCCGGCGAGGACGCCGAGGAGUCGCUAAAGACGGCGGAAAUUCAGCUCGUCACGCCGAGGUCCGUCCCAUCGUGGACUUUUGGGGAGAGUAAAUGUCACUCUGCUGGGCCUUUCUCCAAGAGCUCCUCCAGCUCGAUGUCAUCUUCGUGUCACUUCCUUUACCCCCCCGACUGUGACAACAAACUGCAGCAGAGCUCGUCCACCAUCGACGACACAGACAGCGACUGCACCAUCGACUCCACCAUCUCCUGCCACUCUGAGCCGGUCAACUCCAAGGUCACGCGGCUCCGCAAACACCCCAUGAAGAAGAUCAUGAAGAAGACUAUGAGCUACGAGCUGACCCCGAGAGACAACGGGCACGCGGACGUCAGCCACGUUCACAGAUACACCGGCGUGUACAUCAAGGGCUUGGAGGUCACCAACAAUGUUUCAGCAGAGAAGAAGCUGCAGAGGCCAGACGUGACGAGUCCCGCGUUGGGACGCAGCCGCAGCAUGUCCACGCCGUGCAGAAGCCACACCAGACGCAGCAGCGAUGGAGAAGGGAAGAAGCAGAGCAGCAAAGUGCAGCACAUCAUGGACGAAAUGAUUUCCACCGAGAGGGAGUACGUCCGCUCUCUCAGCUACAUCAUCGAGCACUACUUCCCUGAGAUGGAGCGCCUCGACUUGCCUCAGGAUCUCCGCGGAAAGCGUAGUAUUAUUUUCGGGAAUGUGGAGAAACUGUGGGACUUCCACAGCCAGUACUUCUUAAAGGAGCUAGAGGCGUGCGCUCACUCACCACUGUCCAUCAGCAGCUGUUUUCUCAGACACGAGGAUCAGUUUGGAAUGUAUGCCCUGUACAGCAAGAACAAGCCGCAGUCUGAUGCCCUGCUCAGCAGCCAUGGCAACGAAUUCUUUAAGAAUAAACAACUGGAACUCGGAGAUAAGAUGGAUUUGGCGUCAUAUUUGCUGAAACCCAUUCAAAGGAUGAGCAAAUAUGCUCUUCUGCUCAAAGAUCUGAUCAAAGAAUGCAGCCAGACUCAGGAGCAGGAGCUGAGCGACCUCCGCACCGCAGAGGAGAUGGUCAAGUUCCAGCUGCGCCACGGCAACGACCUGCUGGCUAUGGAUGCCAUUCGGGGCUGUGAUGUGAACCUAAAAGAGCAAGGUCAGCUUCGCUGCCAGGAUGAGUUCAUAGUGUGGUGCGGACGCAGGAAAUACCUGCGGCACGUCUUCUUGUUCGAAGACCUCAUCCUCUUUAGCAAAACAAAGAAAAUCGAGGGAGGCUACGACAUUUACAUUUACAAGCAGUCUUUUAAAACAGCAGAGAUAGGCAUGACAGAAAAUGUGGGCGACAGCGGCCUGCGUUUUGAGAUCUGGUUCCGCCGGAGGAAGUCCCAGGACACGUUUAUACUCCAGGCCAGCUCUGCAGAGGUCAAGGCAGCGUGGACGGCUAUUAUUGGCAAAAUCCUCUGGAGGCAGGCCCUUAGAAACAGAGAGCUGCGUAUGCAGGAGAUGGUCUCCAUGGGGAUCGGAAGCAAACCUUUCAUGGACAUCAAGCCAAGUGAUGCAGCCAUCAGUGACAGAGCCAUUGAUUAUAUCAUGAAGGGGUCAGAGUCACGAUCCAGAGCGUCCAUCGCGGUGUCCUCGUUUGAACACUGCACUGCGUUCAAAAGGCCUCACUCCACCAUCUCCAACAGCAGCACCUCCUCCUCCAGCAGCCAGUCCUCUUCAUCCCUGCUGGGCUCCCUCAACCUGCAUCUGUACUCCUCGCCCUCCCACCCACAUGCACACCUGUACCCCAUGGGCAGCAUGACCUCCUUUGUUCAGUGGCCCUACGACUGCAUAGAGGAGGAUGAGCUGGAGCAGGACUCCGGAUGCAGCCAGCCCUCCAUGAUUACAGAGAGCUCAGAGACGUCCUCCCAGUGCAACUCCAGUGACAGCGUGACCGGACUGAGCACCAUCACCAUCCCCGACAGCCCCAGCAUCGCCAUGGACUCCUUCAACAACAACGAGCCCUCCCCUUUCCUCUGCUCCUCCACACCUUCCUCCUCCUCCAUCUCCUCCCAAAUAUUCCCCAAAGAUGAAGAGCUCCAACCCCAGGGAACCAAGUUCAUCACAGCAAGCACAAGCACUCAUUUAGCAGUCGGCCUCUCCACAGUGGUCUGACUCUGGUGGGGUUUUUAGCUGUGAAGUCCAGAAAAAAAAGAGAUGGAACCCAAGUCGAUUUUUGCAGCACUAAGAUUUUUAUUAAUGAACCUCAACCAUCAAAUGGCAUUUCAAACAAACGGACAUGUGGUUUUUAUGCUGUCAUGACGGUACGUCGGGCAAAUCUGUACACUUGUUUUAACAGAAAUAGUUAUGUGUUUAUAUUGUAGAUGUAUUUUAUACAGCCGACCAAACGAGAACCGGAUCGUUUCUUGUGUCUUUGGUCUGUCCUGAUAAAUCUGUAAAUAAAAUCUUCUAAACACUAAA